This is a messenger RNA of Rosa rugosa (rugosa rose), 2425 nucleotides long. RefSeq names its product cyclin-T1-3-like. The transcript is spliced from 7 exons. The coding region runs from base 232 to 2067 and encodes 611 amino acids. The record is from RefSeq and is a predicted model, not a curated record. Gene Ontology annotation, molecular function: cyclin-dependent protein serine/threonine kinase activator activity. Gene Ontology annotation, biological process: positive regulation of DNA-templated transcription, elongation; regulation of transcription by RNA polymerase II. NCBI's taxonomy places the organism in Eukaryota, Viridiplantae, Streptophyta, Magnoliopsida, Rosales, Rosaceae. Gene Ontology annotation, cellular component: cyclin/CDK positive transcription elongation factor complex; nucleus.
UAAUGCUGGUCCUCGUCCUCAAAACACCGAUCUUUCUUUCUUUUUUUUUUCCUCUUACCUCCCUCCACACUAUUAAACCCUAACCUCCUUCCGAUUUGGGUUUACUCGGCUCUGCUCUUCUUCAAUCCCAUAUCCAGGAUAUUGCUGGAAUUGGGUAUUUAGUCUCUACAUUUUUGCGCCAAAUGAACUGUCUAUGUCAGAGGUUUUUUUAAUUUGUAAGGAGAGAUACAGAUGGCUUCCUUUUUGUCUGGCGAUUCUUCUAACUUCGCUGUGAGUGAAAGUAGUUGCUAUAGACAGACUGAGGAUAAAGAGGAAGGAGGCUCUUGGUACUUCUCCAGGAAGGAAAUUGAAGAAAAUUCUCCAUCUAAAGUAGAUGGCAUAGACUUAAAGAAAGAGGCGUAUCUACGAAAGUCAUACUGUACUUUUCUGCAAGAUUUGGGGAUGAGACUUAAAGUACCCCAGGUAACAAUUGCAACAGCCAUAAUUUUCUGUCAUCGGUUCUACGUUUGCCAAUCGCAUGCAAAGAAUGAUAGAAGGACCAUUGCAACAGUGUGUAUGUUUCUCGCCGGUAAGGUUGAAGAAACUCCCCGGCCUCUGAAAGAUGUUAUCCUUGUCUCCUAUGAAAUUAUUCAUAAGAAGGAUCCUGCAGCAGCUCAGAGAAUCAAGCAAAAGUCUAUUCACAUAUAUGCAACAAUCACGCAGGAGGUAUAUGAACAGCAGAAGGAAUUGAUUUUAACUGGCGAGAGGGUUGUUUUAGGAACUCUUGCUUUUGAUUUCAAUGUACACCAUCCGUAUAAACCCCUGGUGGAGGCAAUAAAGAAAUUCAAAGUAGCUCAAAAUGCCCUCGCCCAAGUUGCAUGGAAUUUUGUUAAUGACGGACUUCGGACUUCUCUUUGCUUGCAAUUUAAGCCCCACCACAUUGCAGCUGGUGCCAUUUUUCUUGCCGCCAAGUUCCUCAAAGUAAAGCUUCCAUCAGAUGGCGAGAAGGUCUGGUGGCAAGAGUUUGAUGUCACCCCACGCCAAUUGGAGGAGGUUAGCAAUCAAAUGUUGGAGCUAUAUGAACAAAAUAGAUUUCCAUCUUCCGACGAUGUUGAAGGAACUGUAGCAACUGCUACGAAGACUAAAUCCAGGAUGGAGCACCAAGACCUGGAUCAUGGCUCAUCAGUUAAAAUUCCGGUCUCACAUGAGGCAACAAGUAACAGUCAUUUGCAGGCUGGAGGUACAAGAUCUGGAACCUCAAGGCCGGCAUCUAGGCCUGCAUCUGAGCAGUCAUAUGUUGAGAAUGAUUACCCUGCUAGAACUUCCCAGAGUCAAAAUAAUGACUACAGAAGUGCUGGAAUGACAGGUUCUUUGGAUCAAAAUAUGGAAGUCGAAGACAAUCACCACCCCAAAGUCGAGGAAGCUCAAAAUGUAUCAAGGUUUGUGUCCGAGGGACGUAGUGAAGAAGGCCAAGAAAGAGAGAGUAAUGACAGGAAGGGUGAAAUAAGGGAAGGAGGGGACAAACAUUUUGGCCGAAAUCUGGACAAUACACAAAGUGCCCUUGGUCGAUCACCUCAAGAAGCUAUUAAGAAAAUCGACAAGGACAAAGUAAGGGCAGCAUUGGAGAAACGAAGGAAAGCCACUGCUGAUAUGACCAGGAAAACAGAUUUGCUGGAUGAGGAUGAUCUGAUUGAGAGGGAGCUGGAAGAUGGUAUUGAACUGGCUGGUGGGAGUGAGAAAAACAAACGGGACAGAAGGCAAAGCUGGUCCAAGUCCUCACAUAGACAAGAACAUGAGAGCCUUCAUCAGGGAAAACAUCGGGAGGGUGUUGGAGAUGGUGGACCACGUUUUAGUGCUAUUGAAGAAGGUGAGGUAUCAGCCUUCGAAGCUGGACAUGAAUUUCCGUCACCCAAAUCAAGCAGUCGCAAGAGAAAGGAAGGAAGCCCCCUAGAAAUUGUUGCAGAAAAGAAACAGAGACAUGAUUAUCGCCAUAAUCACUUUGACCAUACUGAAAAUCAUAACAGGGUAGGCAGAGUUGGCCACACUGAAAGGGAUAAUAAAAGGCCUGUACAGGAGAAUCAUGUCUGAGGUGGUGUCUACUAUCCUGAGAGGAUUUGACACAUGUAUCAUGAUUUCUUUGCUGAUGGUUUUGGGUUACACUGUCCCUUCUUUUCCAGCUUCUGAAAAUUGUUCUUGUCAAUUAGUAUACCUCUCAUUUUAGACUUCCAUGUAUACCAUUCCUCCCCGUACUGUGCUUCAGAAAUCCCUAAGAGGCCUUUAUCAUCCUAAAUGGUCUAUACAUGCUUCGGAUGUAACCCUGUACUAUAGUUUUAAUGAUGAGAAUUUGAUGUAGAAUCUUAUAAUGGUUAAAAUUGAGAAGAAACCCUUGAUAUUUUCUAAUCAAUGAGCUGGGAUGCGUCAUUUUCUUCCCUUUUUCGAUUUUGUA